Messenger RNA from Homalodisca vitripennis (glassy-winged sharpshooter), 1011 nucleotides. RefSeq lists its product as uncharacterized. The record is from RefSeq and is a predicted model, not a curated record. The transcript has 2 exons. The coding region runs from base 238 to 1011 and encodes 257 amino acids. NCBI's taxonomy places the organism in Eukaryota, Metazoa, Arthropoda, Insecta, Hemiptera, Cicadellidae.
GUGAAGUAAACACACAAACAAACAUAUUUGGAACAUCUAAAUUUCUGUUGGGACCUGUUACCAAAUUAUAAGUUAAUUAAAUAUCUAUAAAAUGUAUUAAGUAUAUUAUUUUUUCACUCAACGUGUAUUACUGACUGAAAACUAUGGAAGUAACCUGCUUUCGCUUGUACGAUGGUGAAGAGAAUUAAAAGUGACUGGUGAUAUUGUCUGAUUAUUUCUCAGAAACCUGUUAUCAAAAUGGGCAUAACAUCGUUUAUACCAGAUACGGACGACCCUAAACUUAAAAUUGCUCUCAACUAUUUAAAUAUUGCUAUGAAAAACCAGCGCCUAAAACAUGGAAUAGGUCUUGAUGAAGAUUUAUUUUUGAAGAAUAAGAACAAUUAUACAGAAGAAUUUGGAGGGACUAAUGAAUCAGACCUAAUUAUUCCGCCCAGUGAAACUGCCAGCAAUGAUUCAUUUCAUUCUUGCCAUUCCUUUCUCAGCUUUGCUCCUACAAAACAUAACGACAGUGGUGGAACUGGCAAAGACAUUUUUCCACGGCGAACAAAGUCCCCUAAGGGUAAAGACUCCGGUCGUAAGGUCACUAUGGUAAACGCAAUUUUUCUAAGCCAUGGUACCGGAGAAGUGGUAAAAAUAGAGAGACCAACAAUGGCACUACUGAAAGAAAAACACAGUGAAAUUAUGAAAACGGCUGAAGUAAAUUUAGGACCAUCUUCAAAUAUUUUUAAACCUUUUUGUACACAGGCGUACUCGUGUAAUAUUGAUCAACCUACAGGCUUGGAAAAUGUGAACAUGAGUGCCAAUGAAACACUUCUAAAGGGUGACUUCCUUAAAAUGAAUAAUACAAAAGUCAACAAGGAAGAUAAAGAAGUAGGAGAGUCAUUUGACUCAAAUGAAACGUUACUUAAAAAGAAUGAAGGAGACAAGUAUGAUUUAAAUAUGAAUGUGCCGAGGGAAGGUUGGAUACAAACCUCAGAAAAACAUUGUGGGAGCCGAUUGCAGAAACAAUAA